Messenger RNA from Aspergillus mulundensis, 1929 nucleotides. Its product is annotated as NCA2 family protein. The record is from RefSeq and is a predicted model, not a curated record. The transcript is spliced from 4 exons. Gene Ontology annotation, cellular component: mitochondrial outer membrane. Lineage: Eukaryota; Fungi; Ascomycota; Eurotiomycetes; Eurotiales; Aspergillaceae. The coding region runs from base 1 to 1929 and encodes 642 amino acids.
AUGUCUAGCGGAGAUAGUGCUCUUAAAUUUUAUCGCCUUGAGACGCAGUUGGAAGAACUUCAUCAACGGAUCAAUGACACGAUUGAGGCGAACAUUCGCGGCGGAGGAAUCAAUACUCUCAAUGUGCACCUGAAAGAACUCGAGACGAUAAUCGGACAGCUUUCGAUCAAGUCCAAGUCCGUCAACACUAGGCACCAUGGUAAACUCUUGAGCAUGAUCACAAAGUCUCGUCAAACUCUUCGCGCUGCUUCUGAGUCCUGGCCGGAAUCCGACGUCUUCGCACAUCGUCUGUCAGAUCUCUCGUGGCUGAUAAGCGCGAAAGCAUCUUUGCAGAUUCUUGCGGAGGUAUUGAAGAUUUUCUCCGAUAACGUUUUUCGCAUAAAUGAAGAGCUGAAAUACUGGGAGGGCGUGCUACAGUUUGAUUGGUGUGUCUGUCUCUAUGCCUUGCAGAUAUCGCCAUAUAGGAUGUGGCAAAGGUGCAUAGCAUCUGGUUGCGAUGACAGCAAACGGACCGCGUUGGGACGGGACGCGGAUGAUCGCGACGCCCGGAUUGGAUCCAGCCCGAGUACGUGGUUGCGAUUCUAUACUUCGGUUCAGCGAUGUGUUUCCCCAACGCCAAGCUCCUACAAACUUGGGCCGUUUCUUACUUUGAGCGGACCGAAGUUGGAGAUACAAGCGAGGAGGAGAAAGCUUAAAGCCAUGCGAGACUUCAAUGCUAGCGCUGUAGGCCUUCUUUGUGAAGAAUGUCUAUCGUUUGAGACCGGCCUCCACGUGGCCGAUGGUGGGAUUAACGAUGGUGGCCUGCGCCAACGAGUACGGACUACUGUCGACCUACUCGGAUCGAUCCUACAAUGCCCCAGCGACGAGUUUGUGGCAUUCGAGCAUUUCGGGGGCAAUACUCUGGCCUCCAACCAGGGUGAGGGAGGACUCGAUCUCCUCGAGCCUCAGGCCAUCCUUCAGGGACUAAAUCAUAUCAUUGCAGACACUCUUCCACUAUAUAAACACGCGACAGCUGGUAGUAUCGUUGGACUUGGCCGCCCUCCAGUUGCAGUCCGGUAUUGGUUACCCCUUUCGUUGGCUAUGAUUUCGGCCACCACAUCAUUGAGAAUCGCGAGACAUGUUGGUCCCGUUCUAGCCGAAGCGGUUUCAAACUUUGGAGCAACUGCGCUCGAUUUCUGGAAGAACUGGGUUCUAGACCCUAUAUGGAAACUUGUGCGGACUAUACGCCAUGACGACAAGAGCGAGAUUGCUUUGAUGAGUAAAAACAGUCUAGAAACCGACCGGGCAAGCCUUGAGAGGAUGGUGGUUGACUUUGUACUCGAUCGUGACGAGCAGAACUAUUACACUUCAUCUGCCGAUAUAAUUGCAGAUAAAGUUAGGGAGGGGGAUCUAACGCCAGUGCUGAGGGCCUACGAGAAGGACCUGCGCAGUCCUUUUAUAGGCACAUUCCGAGGCGACUUGGUGCGCGCUCUCUUGAUCCAAAUCCAGAAGACCAAAGUCGACGUUGAGGUAGCGAUGAGUGGCAUUGAUGCCUUACUCAAGAGCCAGGAACUGGUCUUUGGUUUUGUUGGUCUAACCCCCGGGCUUCUCAUAACCUACGCCUCAAUACGCUGGGUUCUUGGACUUCUCGGUAAUCGAAGGGGUUUCAGAAUGGGAAGGCGACAGGAUGACAUGCGAUAUGCUUUGCGGAAUAUUCAUCGUAUUCUAUCAAGUUCUAGUCCUACAGAAGAAGGGCGCCUUGACCACAAGAACCAUGGCCUAUUGAUAUGCAAUGCUGGGAUCCUCAUUGGUAAGGGUCAGACUAUGCUUAAAGGAGAAGACCUUCGUUUAUUCCAGGAGGAUGUCGAUGAUUUAGUCAACGAAAAUCGAGCUGAUAAACAGCUUCGGGUAAUCCAGAGGAUGGCUUGGACGUACUCGAAAUGGACUUGA